Molecule: messenger RNA, 2359 nt
Organism: Solea solea (common sole)
Lineage: Eukaryota; Metazoa; Chordata; Actinopteri; Pleuronectiformes; Soleidae
Gene: irx1a
Product: iroquois homeobox 1a
Exons: 4
Coding region: 365-1843 (492 amino acids)
Biological process (GO): regulation of transcription by RNA polymerase II; neuron differentiation; cell development
Cellular component (GO): nucleus
Molecular function (GO): DNA-binding transcription factor activity, RNA polymerase II-specific; RNA polymerase II cis-regulatory region sequence-specific DNA binding
Source: RefSeq, a predicted model, not a curated record
GAGGAGGAGCUUGCAGGCUCAAGUAGUGGAUGCCAAUCAAAGCAUCAACUUCAAAUUGUAUCUGAGGGAUCAGCCUGGAGACCUCAGGGCCAGGCGCGUCAGUCGGAGCGCAAUUGUUGAUCUGAUCACAUCCAGCGGACUUUGCGCGAGAAAAGAGAGGAAGCCGAGAUUUAAGAGCGGGUUGUUUUGACUGCGUACACCUCUGUAUGUCUGUAGUAGCUGCGACUUUGGCUUGAACACUCUCCCUUCACUCCUGUUGGGUUUCUUUUUUUUUCUUUUUUUCCCCUCUCAACUCACACCUUUGUUUUUUUUUGUAAGCACAGUUUGUCGGACCAUACAGCUGUGCGACAUUUUGGUGGAGGAGAUGUCUUUCCCGCAGCUCGGCUACCCGCAGUACUUAAGUGCCUCCCAGGCGGUGUACGGGAGCGACAGACCGGGAGUGCUUUCACCUUCGUCCCGUGGAGGGAGCACCGAAAUCGGGGGAAGUCCUUCCGCCACCGCGGCGGCGGUCACGUCAGUGUUGGGCAUGUACGCCAACCCGUACGCACACAACUACAGCGCUUUCUUACCUUACACAAGCGCGGAUUUGGCUCUUUUCUCACAAAUGGGAUCCCAGUAUGAUCUGAAGGACAGUCCCGGCGUCCACCCUGCCAGCUUUGCAGCACACACCUCCCCGGCCUUCUAUCCAUAUGGUCAGUUUCAGUACGGGGACCCGGCCAGGCCCAAGAACGCCACCCGGGAGAGCACCAGCACCCUGAAAGCCUGGCUCAACGAGCACAGGAAGAACCCGUACCCAACCAAGGGCGAGAAGAUCAUGCUGGCCAUCAUCACCAAAAUGACCCUGACGCAGGUUUCCACCUGGUUCGCCAACGCCAGGAGGAGGCUCAAGAAGGAGAACAAGGUGACCUGGGGGAGCAGGAGCAAAGAGGACGGGGAGGACGGCAACUUGUUCGGCAGCGGAGACGAAGCGGAGAAGAAUGAAGACGAGGAGGAGAUUGAUUUGGAGAGCAUAGACAUAGACAAAAUCGACGACAACGACGGGGAUCAAAGCAACGAGGACGAUGACGAUAAAUCGACAGAGGGGGGCAGGGAACACAGAGGCGGUGUGGGUGCAGGUGUAGACUUGGACAGUUUGGAGAAAAGACGGGCCUUCGCCCUGCAGGCCCACGAGGCCUUUGAUAAAUCAAAGAGCACAGUUCCAGUUCACCCAGGGAGUAAGGAGAACUCUGACGGCAACAACAACAACACAACAAGAGUUUUUUCCCCGGACAGAUCCGGGACUUUUCCUCUCCCGUCGAACAACAAGCCUAAGAUAUGGUCUUUAGCAGAGACCGCGACGACUCCUGAUAGUUCCUCUCAGAAACCCACGUCCCCCGGUGGCCCAGCAGCCACCACGCAUCCAUCAGCCCCACACCACCAGCUCCAAACCCACCCGGCCUUCCUGCCCAGUCACGGACUGUACACUUGUCAGAUUGGGAAGUUCCACAACUGGACGAACGGGGCUUUUCUAGGCCAGAACUCCCUGCUCAAUGUGAGGUCGUUUCUCGGGGUGAACCAGCACCAUCAGCACCACCACUUGCAGCAGCAGCAGCAACAGCCGACGUCAGUAGUGGUGUCUCCGGUAGCAGCUGCAGCAGCACUCAGCAAUGACAGCAAGGCCCAUGCAGAGAGCCACAGUCCCAAACAUAUAGACCAUGAAAACGGUGCAAGGUCUGUUUCGCCUCCAUCACAGACCCUGAAGUCCUCCUUUCGACCCAUCCACGACAGAUCAUCUCUGCCUUCCAGCACCAGGAGUCCACAAGACGCCACGCAACGGGUCCUCACUGCUCUCUCCUCGGCUUGAUCAAGACAUUGUUUUUUCGUGCUUUGAAAGGAAAAGAAAAAUAGAAAAAAAAAGGAAAAGACUUUACGCUCCCCCCCACCCCCCCGAAAAGGACAAUGAGAAUAAUAAUGCAGCGUAGCAUUCAGUCGGUAAAGAACAAAUGGCGUAAUUUGGUAAUAUCCUGUGGAUGGAUGGAUUACUUCCUCUAUUGUUGUGUAGCCUAUAAUCGCGCCUAUAUUGUUACUCUCUCUCUCUGUCUCUCUCUCUCUCCCUCCCUAUCUCUCACACUCUCUCCACUUUGCCCAGACAGGCUGGGACAUUUUGGUAGGCUUUUUACUUUAUUAUAAUAAUAAUAAUAAUAAUGAUAAUAAUAAUAAUAAUGAUAAUGAUUAUUAUUAUUUGUCUCCAUCUUGUGUUUUUUGGUGUCCUUUCUUUCAUGUAAAUACCAAGUGAUUUAAAUUUGUAAAUAUAAAACGUUGAAGGAAUUUGUCCAGAUCGUAUAUUUUGCCUAAUAAACUAAAUGAAAUUAUAGAGAAA